GAAAAGAUUACUAAACUUAAAAAACUACUUUCCAGUGUCCCUCUGAUAGACUAUUAACUGACUUGAAACCUAGGGCCAAAAACUGCACUUGGAUUUACCAAAACAACUCUUUGGAGACAGCAGGUCAAGUCUUGUCCGAAAAACGGCAGUUCAGUGACCCAGUUCUUAACAAAAUGCUGGAUGUGUGUUAGCUAAGAUUCAUCCUGAGAUCAGAUUCACGAAUGCGGUGCUGAUAAUUAAGAACCAUAAUGACAGAUGUAAGAGAUGGACUACAAUCAGGGGAAGAUGUGGCAGAUGCAAAAUCUCUUCUUGGUUCCAAAGGAAGGAGCCUGCCUGUUAGCAAAUCCAUGGACUCUGAAAUGCUGCCAGACUACAGUUACAGAAUGGACUACCCAGAGAUGGGAGAAUGUGUAAUAAUAAACAACAAGAACUUCCAUCGAGCAACUGGAAUGUUACCUCGUUCAGGUACAGAUGCAGAUGCCGCAAGUGUCAGAGAAGUUUUUAUGAAGUUAGGAUAUAAAAUCAAGCUUAACAAUGAUCUUUCAUGCAGUGACAUCUUUAAACUACUGAAAAACACUUCUGAAGAAGAUCACAGCAAGAGAAGCAGUUUUGUUUGUGUAUUGCUAAGCCAUGGUGAAGAAGGACUCAUCUAUGGUACAGAUGGCCCUCUUGAACUGAAAGCACUAACAAGCCUUUUCAGAGGUGACAGGUGCAGGAGUUUGGCAGGAAAACCCAAACUCUUCUUCAUUCAGGCUUGUAGAGGGACAGAAUUAGAUUCUGGUAUUGAGACAGACAGUGGAUCAGAUGAACCAAUGUGUCAAAAAAUACCCGUGGAAGCAGACUUUCUAUAUGCAUAUUCUACUGCUCCAGGCUAUUACUCCUGGAGAAAUGCAGCUGAAGGCUCCUGGUUUAUUCAGUCACUAUGUAGAAUGUUGAAGGAACAUGCAAGGAAACUUGAACUCAUGCAGAUUCUAACUCGAGUAAAUCGCACAGUGGCAGAAUAUGAAUCCUGUUCAACUCGGCAGGAUUUUAAUGCAAAGAAACAGAUUCCGUGCAUUGUUUCUAUGCUCACCAAAGAAUUUUACUUCCCUUGCUAAAAAAAAAAAAUUGCACUUUGUGAUUUUUUUUUUCAAUUCAUGUUUUUAUCUGUAAUUUAUACACAAUGUUAGUAUGGAAUACCACUUUUAAAUUGGAGUUACUGUUCACUACUGUGUGUAGCAUAGAUGAGCUAUCUCAAAGUUAGAUGUGUCCAUUAUUAGAAAUAUAGCUGGCUGUGUCAGAAAUGCAAACUUGAGUAGUUGAAGCACUGGCAAAUUUGAAAGUAAUGCUCUGAGUAUCUAGAAAAAUUAGGAAGAAAAGACCGAAGAAAGGUAAAAUUACGUAUCAAUUCUGAUCGGUGCUAUGUUUCACUUUGCUGAAGGGCCAGAGAGAAGAAACAGUUUUUGUAAAUAGUUUGGUUUCAUAUCUUGGCAAUAGGGAAAAGAUCAAGGAAUAUGGUAUGUACUCACCAGUUAUGGUAAUGUGAUAGUAGUGUCAUCACAUCACAUUUCUUAAAAAAAACUCAUGUUUUUAAAGUUUAGGUCAUAAACUAACCUAAGCUUUUUUUAUAACUUAGAUUAUAAACUGUGGAAAAAUGGCAACUUUGUUUUUUACGUAUAAUUAGGCAGCAUACUUGGAGUGAAGACAAUUUUGACUUGAUUAUUUUGUAAUUUUUUCUAUGAGGUAUCAGGUAAAACAAUUUUAUCAACACAAUGUCUAUUUCAAAAUAGAUUUUCUAUUGACUUUGAAACUGAGUGACUAAGGGACCAGUCUUCCAAAACGCCUUUUUUGACGGCUCUUUAGGAGAGGAUGCUUAGUUGUGUUUGGGAAUAAUUUAGGCCUCAAAAUUCAAUGCAAAAAGACUACGUUCUGAAUAGCCUGCUUUCCUUUUUCUGGCCGUAAAUUAGAGAUCUUCUGGGAUCUACUUUGUGUUAUGUACAUACCACUUUUAAUCUGUGUGAAAAUUUAAAUUUGUGGUAUUGGAGAGAUUUCAAUUCCUUUGUUAAAUAUCGAAUGGGACAACUACUCAUGUCUUUUAUGAGACUUUAGCUAAAGUGUAUUAACAACAGUAAAUUUAAAUCUUUUAAGUUUGACUCUGAGUUUUGUGAAACGCUUCGUCUGGGACUAGUAUUAAAGACGUGGAAUAGGCUUUUACAAAAUUGUGAAACACUUGUAUUUAUGUUUCAGCUUGUUACAGUCUUUUGAUAAAGAGAAAAGGACAAGUCAGAAUGGUAAGUGACUAUAUAGGGUGCUUGCAAACAAGGCUUAAAACUCUUGAAAUUUUGUAGCAUAAGUAAUGUUAGCAAAUUGAUGUUCUCUUCCAGAGGCAUUUGGAUUUUUUUAACUUGAAUAUUGUUACCUAAAUUGUAUAAUGUGUUUCUAUAUGUAUUGUUUAAGACCUGAUAGCUUUUUUGCAAAUUGA
Molecule: messenger RNA, 2461 nt
Organism: Struthio camelus australis
Lineage: Eukaryota; Metazoa; Chordata; Aves; Struthioniformes; Struthionidae
Source: RefSeq, a predicted model, not a curated record